Molecule: messenger RNA, 971 nt
Organism: Asparagus officinalis (garden asparagus)
Lineage: Eukaryota; Viridiplantae; Streptophyta; Magnoliopsida; Asparagales; Asparagaceae
Product: superoxide dismutase [Cu-Zn], chloroplastic
Exons: 8
Coding region: 54-728 (224 amino acids)
Biological process (GO): removal of superoxide radicals
Molecular function (GO): copper ion binding; superoxide dismutase activity
Source: RefSeq, a predicted model, not a curated record
UCGUCGUCAUCAUCAUCAGACCUUGAGCAGAGCAAAGCAAAGCAAAGCGGUCAAUGAUCGCAGCUUCAAUGGCUGCUCAACUGAUCUCCUCCUCCUCCAAAACCCUAACCCUAAUUUCUCCUCCUCCUCUUUCUUCUUCUUCUUCCCUUGCUCGCCCUUUCCGCUCCUCUUUCUCCUUCGGCAAGCCCCUCAAUUUCUCCGCUUCCAAUCUCUCCAUCGCCGCCGCCGCCGCCGCUUCAAAACCCUUGACCGUCGUCGCCGCCUCUAAGAAGGCCGUUGCCGUACUCAAGGGAAACUCCGAGGUCGAGGGCGUCGUCACUCUCCUUCAAGAAGACGAUGGUCCGACAACAGUGAAAGUUCGUGUUACUGGACUUACACCAGGACUUCAUGGGUUCCAUCUUCAUGAGUUUGGUGAUACCACCAAUGGCUGCAUAUCUACAGGGCCGCAUUUCAACCCAAAUGGGAUGACACAUGGUGCUCCUGAAGAUGAAAUCCGUCAUGCGGGUGACCUGGGGAACAUUGUUGCAAAUGCUGAUGGAGUGGCCGAGACAACAAUUGUGGAUAAGCAGGUUCCAUUGGCUGGCCCUAAUGCAGUCAUUGGAAGAGCAUUUGUAGUUCAUGAGCUUGAGGAUGACCUGGGGAAAGGAGGACAUGAGCUUAGCCUUAGCACUGGGAACGCAGGGGGAAGAUUAGCAUGUGGUGUUGUUGGAUUGACUCCAGUUGAAUGAUCUCUCGCAGUGAAACACUGAAUUGUUCUCGCUCUUCUCACUGCUUUGCUCUGAGAGGAACUUUUUAUGUUGCUAUUACCUUUGUUGUUCAUGUGUAGGGUUUUGCUUCAUCUACUCCGUAGUAAUUUGAGAUAUAGUGGUACCAUGGGCCAUUUUGAUAUUUGAGAAGAGUUUCACGUAACAAUACAUGUACUUGACUUGAAUAAAGAGUAAUAUCAGUAUCAUAUUUGGACCUUGAGCAUU